AUGGCUGAAGAGCCAAGACACAGGCCUCAUCCGUUGUUAAGAGGAGGAAGAAGAAGCGGCUACAAGUAUACGCAUGGUUUCUCAUCUUCUCAGAUCAAAUCGUUGGCCGCAAUUUGUGAAGCUUUCAUUCCUCCGGUUCCUCUGCCCCCUAAUUCUAACUCUAACGAUGCCAUCCGUUCGUUUUAUGCUGCUUCUGGAUCUCAACAUCCUACUCCUCAAGAGGUUGCAGAAAAGAUGGCAAAGAGAUACCCAUCACAAGCGUUGUUCGUUUUGAAGUUGAUUCUGACGCUACUCUCUACGAAAUUGGGAAGCCUUUUGUUCUGUGGGACAGUUUGUUUCGACACCAAGUGGCCAUUUAUUCACAGCUUUUGUGAUAUGGGUUGGAACAAGAGAGAAAAAAUUCUUCAAAAUUGGUCAAAUACACCCAAAUGGUUCAUCCCUCAGCUUAGACUUGUGUUUCUUAUGUUCAAGUCUAUGUGCCUCUGCGUUUUCUUCUCAUUCACAGAUGAAAAUUCAUAUAACCCAUCACUGGAAGCGAUCGGGUAUGACCAUGUCGAAUCACGAUCCAAUGACUCGGUCAAGUCACAUAAAGCGAGACCGUUGGAUAAGGGUGUGGUCGAAACCGGAAAGGAGAGUGAUGCAACGUUCAUGGAGUUGGUUAAAAGCAAAGGUCUUGAAAUUGAAAAUGGUGAAAAUGGGGUUUAUAAUAUCAAAUGUGAUGUAGUAAUAGUCGGGUCGGGUUGUGGGGGUGGUGUUGCUGCCACGGUUCUAUCUCGCUCUGGCUACAAGGUCGUGGUAGUUGAGAAAGGUCAUUAUUUUGUAUCUGAUGAUUACUCGCAACUCGAAGGGCCGUCCAUAGAUGAGUUAUAUGAAAAUGGAGGGGUAUUAUCGACUUUAGAUGGGAAAAUUACGAUUUUAGCAGGGUCGAGUGUUGGAGGUGGGUCGGUCGUAAAUUGGUCCGCUUCCAUCAAGACACCGGAUGAUGUUAUUGAGGAAUGGGCGGUUGAUAAAAAGAUUCCGAUGUUUGGAACAAACGAGUACCAAUUAGCAAUGGAAACUGUGUGUGAGAGACUCGGUGUUACGGGGAGUUGUAAAGAGGAAGGAUUUCAGAACAAAGUGCUUCGAAAAGGGUGUCAGAAACUCGGGUUGGAUGUGGAAGUGAUUCCUCAAAAUGCGUCGCAAAAUCAUUAUUGUGGUUUGUGUACUUAUGGAUGUAAAAUGGGAGAUAAGAAAGGGACCGAUUCUACUUGGCUAGCUGAUGCUGUCGAACGUGGUUGCGUCAUAUUCACCAGUUGCAAAGCCGAGAGGUUCAUGUUUGAGGAACGCCAUGGUCGUAAAAGAAGUCAGGGCGUGAUGGCUAUUGCAGAAAGUAAAGCCAUCACUAGGAAAUUAUGUUUCCAGGCACGAGUAACGGUUGCAGCUGGCGGUGCCUUAUUGACACCGCCAUUAUUGGUUUCUAGUGGGCUCGGGAACCAACACAUAGGCCGAAACCUACACCUUCAUCCUGUUUUAUUAGCUUGGGGAUAUUUCCCGUCAGUUUCAAGUGAAAUUGGCGGGAAGAGUUACGAGGGAGGAAUCAUAACCUCCCUUCAUAAAGUCAAAUCUUUUGAUAAAUUAUCAACGAAAGUCCGUGCAGUUAUAGAAGUCGCUGCUAUUGGACCUGCAAACUUUGCAUCUUUCUUUCCUUGGGUGUCCGGGGUGGACUUAAAGGAGAAUAUGGUCAAAUACCCAAGAAUCGCGAAGAUUUUCUCAUUAGUAAGAGAUCAAAGCUCUGGCGAAGUUCGAGAAGAAGGGAACAUAAGCUACGAUUUAAAUGAGAUCGACAAAGAAAAUUUGAAAGCCGGUUUACGACAAGCUUUGAGGAUACUAGUGUCUGCAGGAGCGGAAGAAGUUGGAACAUUAAGGAACGAUGGCCAGCGAAUAAAAUGUCGUGGCCUUAAAAACUCGGAUUUGGAAGAGUUUCUUGAUUCUGUUGGGGCGAUUGGUGGGCCGACAUCAGGAGAAGAUUAUUGGACAGUUUAUGGCUCGGCCCAUCAGAUGGGAAGCUGUAGAAUGGGAUGCAAUGAAGAUGAAGGCGGGGUGGAUGUAAAUGGAGAAUGCUGGGAAGCGGAAGGGUUAUUUGUUUGCGACAGCAGUAUACUGCCUUCUGCGGUCGGCGUAAACCCGAUGAUUACUAUAGAAUCGACUUCAUAUUGUGUAUCAAACAAAAUAGCUCAGGCACUUGACAGUGGGAAGUAUACGGAUUGAUAGGACAAUAUUGCAAGUUAAUGAGUACCAAAUUGGGGUAAUUUGGUUUUAUAUGCAUUCAUGUGUUGUGAAAUUAUGUAAUAAGAAACUAUGUGAUAUGUAAUAUGGUAGGUAAA
This is a messenger RNA of Erigeron canadensis, 2363 nucleotides long. RefSeq names its product long-chain-alcohol oxidase FAO2-like. Gene Ontology annotation, molecular function: flavin adenine dinucleotide binding; long-chain-alcohol oxidase activity. The transcript has 3 exons. The coding region runs from base 1 to 2247 and encodes 748 amino acids. NCBI's taxonomy places the organism in Eukaryota, Viridiplantae, Streptophyta, Magnoliopsida, Asterales, Asteraceae. The record is from RefSeq and is a predicted model, not a curated record.